Phyllostomus hastatus (greater spear-nosed bat) is the source of this 2277-nucleotide messenger RNA. RefSeq names its product neutrophil cytosolic factor 1 (gene NCF1). Gene Ontology annotation, molecular function: phosphatidylinositol binding; superoxide-generating NADPH oxidase activator activity; protein binding. The record is from RefSeq and is a predicted model, not a curated record. Lineage: Eukaryota; Metazoa; Chordata; Mammalia; Chiroptera; Phyllostomidae. The transcript has 11 exons. Gene Ontology annotation, cellular component: cytoplasm; NADPH oxidase complex. Gene Ontology annotation, biological process: superoxide anion generation; respiratory burst. Bases 88 to 1263 code for a protein of 391 amino acids.
UGCCCCCAGCAGCGACUUCCUCUUUUCAGCCCUUUUAAGGCCCAGCCCGGGGUUGCCCCGCGAAGUGGGGCCGCACGCAGCCGCGCCAUGGAGGACACCUUCAUCCGCCACAUCGCCCUCCUGGGCUUCGAGAAGCGCUUCGUCCCCAGCCAGCACUACGUGUACAUGUUCCUGGUGAAGUGGCAGGACCUGUCCGAGAAGGUGGUCUACCGGCGGUUCACGGAGAUCUAUGAGUUCCAUAAAACUUUAAAGGAAAUGUUCCCUAUUGAGGCGGGGGACAUCAACUCAGAGAACAGAAUCAUCCCCCACCUGCCAGCACCGAGGUGGUUUGAUGGGCAGCGGACCACGGAGAGCCGCCAGGGCACACUCACGGAGUACUGCAAUACACUCAUGGGCCUGCCGGUCAAGAUCUCCCGCUGCCCGCACCUCCUCGAGUUCUUCAAGGUGCGCCCCGAUGACCUGAAGCUCCCCACGGACAGCCAGGUGAAAAAGCCAGAGACAUACCUGGUACCUAAAGAUGGCAAGACUAAUGUUGCAGACAUCACCGGCCCCAUCAUCCUGCAAACGUACCGGGCCAUUGCUGACUACGAGAAGAGCUCGGGCUCUGAGAUGGCUCUGGCCAUGGGCGAUGUGGUGGACGUCGUGGAGAAGGGCGAGAGCGGCUGGUGGUUCUGCCAAAUGAAGACAAAGCGAGGCUGGGUCCCAGCCUCCUACUUGGAGCCCCUGGACAGCCCUGAUGAGGCAGAGGACCCAGAGCCCAACUAUGCAGGUGAGCCCUAUGUCGCCAUCAAAGCCUACACUGCUGCAAUGGAGGACGAGGUGUCCCUCAAGCAGGGUGAAACCAUCGAGGUCAUUCAUAAGCUCUUGGACGGCUGGUGGGUCAUCAGGAAAGACGACGUCACGGGCUACUUCCCGUCCAUGUACCUGCAGAAGGCAGGAGAGGACAUAACCCAGGCCCAACGCCAGAUCAAGAACCGAGGGGCGCCGCCCCGUAGGUCGUCCAUUCGCAACGCGCACAGCAUCCACCAGCAAUCUCGAAAGCGCCUCAGCCAGGACACCUAUCGGCGCAACAGCGUCCGCUUUUUGCAGCAGCGCCGCCGCCAGGUGCGGCCGGGUCCGCAGAGCGCAGGGAGCCGGCUAGCGGAGGAGCCGGAGACUCAGCGCCCUAAGCCGCAGCCGGCUGUACCCCCACGGCCCAGUGCAGACCUCAUCCUGAAUCGCUGCAGCGACAGCACGAAGCGGAAGCUGGCUUCCGCCGUCUGAGGACCGGGUACCGCCCCCAGAUGGCGCUCAGGCCCCUCUGCCACCUCUGGCCCGGAUCCCUGUACUGUAUAUGUUACUAGAGUCUGAGGUCUGGAUGCUUAGGGCAGCUCUGGGCAUCGCCCUAGCUAGCUACCCUCCACCCUCAAUAAAUGUUGCUUGGAGUGGACAGAAGCUCUGCAGAGACACGAAGGGUGUUGGGCUACAAUUAGAACAUGGCUGUGAGCUCUGCUGGGGUGGGGGGUGAGGGGAAGUUGCAAGAGCCAAGGUCUGACUGCAUACUGACCUGGCCUUGGCCAAUAUCAAGUUUGCAUAAGGUCAAAUGCAAGAGGAACUUCUGGACCCCAACUGCCUUCUCAUACUCUGGCCCCACUGCAGAACAGUCCUGAAUUUGGACACAGUACACAGUGAAGGGGGCCAGAGCAGUUUGUGACUUCGUGUGUGCACCUUAGUUGACAAAAAAUUGUAACUUACGUAUAGGGAGGAGGUGUCUCUGAUUCUUCACCGAGAGCUGGUACAGUUAGGAGGCUGUCCCAGAAAGCAAAUGUUCAGAUGAACAGAUCCUAACCACUUGCCCCGGCAUUACCGCCAGCCUAUGGCCUCAAAGGUUUUGCUGGUGGGUCUUUCUCAAAAUGCAAAGACUCUAAGGUGCACACUGGAGCUGCAAAUCUUGCAAAGAUGCAACGUGUACAAAGGCCAUGGGUGACAUGAAGAGCUGUGCUCCUGUGGGUGAGCGGCUACCUGGGGAUAGGCAAGGCUGGUCCCUUAGAGAUCAGAGGAAAGUGGGAAGGGGACAGGUGCUUCUCAAGAGACUAAGUGAUCAUCAAACAAUUGAGAGAGGCCUUGAGAAAACGACCGGGCCCUUCUUUUGCUUUUUUGCAGGCUCCUGUUUGCUGGAAGAGUCCAAUUUCAGGGACUGUCAUGAAAACCUGUGGAAAAAUUAACCACAGGCACCCCAACCUUUUAGCUUGUUCUUGUAAUUAUAACUUAAAAAAAUUAAACACAGUAUAAGAUAAA